AUGUCAUCUCUUUCACGACGUUUCAUGAGUAUGAAUACAAGAAAAAGACGUCUGUAUCUAAUGGUACUAACUUUAAUUAUUCUUAUCUGGUACCUGGUUUGGAACUGGAAUGAAAUUCCACAAUGGUUCAUACCAGAUCAACAGAUUCCGUUAUUAGAUCCUGCUGUCAACUCUAGAUUUUCCCGAUUACCACAAAUUUCUGGAAGUCCAGUUUUAGAAGGAAAUAUAUGGGUGAUUCUGGAGACAGAGAGAAGUCCAUCAACAAGUGAGAAGAAAUUCUGUAAUAAUUCUGGAUAUACUGUUCUAGUUAUUGGUAACGAAUUAUACAGAACACAAUGGAACAAAGCAAAAUGUCGGUUCCAUGGUAUUUCAGAUCAGGAAAAACUCAACUUCAAAUCUGCAAUGUAUCUGAAAAAUUCCAACGUUUCCAGUACAGUCAGAAAGAAUAUUGGUAUUUUAUUCGCCGUCCAACAAGGUGCUACAGUUAUCUAUGAUUUAAAAACAUUCAGUGAUUUUCUCAAUAUAGAUUUUAAUCACAAAUGGUGUUUAAGGUAUUCAGGACCGGAGAAUUUUAAUCCAUUUCUACAUUUUAAAAUCGUGAAUGCUGGUGAUAGGAGUGGUAGUUUCAUUUAUAAUUUGACUGACUGUAAACAAAGUGUCAUCAGUAUCCUUCCUAGUAUUAAUCUGGCAGAUAUUACGUCAUUUCCGGUCAAUAAACAAGGAUAUGUGAAUGAAGCAGCGCCAUCUAUAUCUGUGUCACAUGACAUUUUCUUAAAAUUUGUACCAGAAUCACAGAUCUAUCAUAGUGACUCGUUCUGGAAUUCUGUACUAUUCCCUAAAACUACAGUGGCUGCAGCACUGUUUACAAGUUAUUGGAAGCAAUAUUUACUUCAACAAGUCGGUGAAGAUUUGUCUGUUAUAGCUCAGGGAAACACCAAAUAUAGAAAUUAUAACUUCAACUCUACACCUUAUUCUAUUUAUCAGCAGAUAUUUCACUCUCACACUUGUAAUGGUUCUAAUUCUAUUCCACAGUGUGCUAUAAAACUUGCCAAACUCUUUGUGCAGUAUAAAAUCUGGGAACCAUCUAAUCUUGAAUUGUUAUUGGCGUGGUUUGACGACCUUAAGAGACUCAAUUACACACUUCCGGUACUGGAUACAAAGGAGAACGAGUCUCCCACGGCGGUCAUCCAAUAUUCACCCAAGGUCUCCCUUAAAACUACAAAUUUUACGAAUAUAUGUGACAAACAGGUAAAAAUAAAACCCACCCCUAAAAAAAUCGAUGAUAUUUUAUUGUUGAUAGUUUUCAAUCAUCCUAUUUACAAACAUGUUGGUUUUUUACAUGAAUUAUAUUCUAGAACGUUUACUAAUAUAAUUUAUUGUGGUGACAAUAUUCAACAAUUUCAAUCGAAUACUCAAUAUUUAGACUAUAAUCUAACGUUUAUUGAACAAUCUGUCAACAUGGGGCAUCAAAUAUAUAAAUGUGUGUCUGUUGCUAUGAAAAUAGACUACAACGUUUCGGGAAUAUUAAUGUUAAGUGAUGACGUGUUAUUUAAUUCGUGGAACGUUUUGGAUCUACCAACAGACAAGCCGUGGACAGGGCAGUUAUAUCGUCUGCGACUUGGUGAGCGAAAUAGUUGGUAUAAUUGGAGACAGGUUUGGGGUGAAAGAGCAUUUACUAGUGCUUGGAAUGAGAUCAUUUCUAAUCAUAAACAUCAACAUGCCAAAAAUAAAACACUUGAAUAUCUAACAGAUUAUUUACAAUUUGAAAAUCGUUUAAAUAUUUUAGGUAACUCUACUAAAUCUGUUGUUUAUGGUUUUUCAGAUAUAACAUACUUCCCUAAAACAAUGAACAAAGAUUUUAUAUAUUAUGCUGAUAUAUUUACUAAACAUAAAUUCUUUCUAGAAAUAGCUAUACCUGUUUUGAUUGUUGGUUUGACAUCACGUGAUAAUAUUUUUAUGAUAGCUGGGUCUUAUCUCUGGGGUCAAGAGCGAAAUCAUUAUCAAAACUUCUAUAAUACCAGUCAUCAAUUUUUUCAUCCAUUUAAAUGGAGUGUUGAAUUGAGCAAAGAUGAAGGCAGAAAAUUUUUAUGUGAGGAAUAUUUUCCUUAUUUGUGAUUAAAGGAGAGCAAAAUAAAUGUAGGCCUAUACUUGAAGAGGAAACAUCGUUGGAGAGGAAAAAUAUUAAUGCAGCGGCAUUAGCCUAUUCUUUUUACAAUUUCUAACUGUGGAGAGAUCUUUAACGUGCAUAGCCUGUGGGACACCGGACAAGAGUCAAAAUUUGUUCCAAGUUUCAAAAUUUGUUUCAAUAUUAAUUAUUGUUUCAUAUUUUGACAAAAUUGUCAAUGAAUAAUGCAAAUGUUUAAUAUUUGAAUAGAAUUUGAUAUUUUGAACGAAAUAAUGCCUCAGUUGACAUUUUGUUUUACAUGACGUUCUAUGAUAUUAUAUUUUUAUAUUUUAUUUAUACACUGUUAUAAUGUUUACUUUUGUUAUUAUUAAAGUUUUUUAUUCAUUUUU
This is a messenger RNA of Lottia gigantea (owl limpet), 2514 nucleotides long. RefSeq lists its product as hypothetical. The record is from RefSeq and is a predicted model, not a curated record. Lineage: Eukaryota; Metazoa; Mollusca; Gastropoda; Lottiidae. The coding region runs from base 1 to 2115 and encodes 704 amino acids. The transcript is spliced from 4 exons.